Betta splendens (Siamese fighting fish) is the source of this 1080-nucleotide messenger RNA. RefSeq names its product caspase-6-like. Gene Ontology annotation, cellular component: cytoplasm. The transcript has 7 exons. The coding region runs from base 103 to 897 and encodes 264 amino acids. Gene Ontology annotation, biological process: apoptotic process; proteolysis. The record is from RefSeq and is a predicted model, not a curated record. Lineage: Eukaryota; Metazoa; Chordata; Actinopteri; Anabantiformes; Osphronemidae.
GAAAUUCCUUAUCAGUUGAUUCAUUCGCAGUGAGGACAAGCUUCAGACACGUCGACCACCACAGACAAGCGCGAAGGAGUCACAGAGACCCUAAAGGAGAAGAUGAGUACCGUACAAACCGUAAGUCUCCACCCUGAUGAGGAGUAUGAGAUGAACAAAAGAAAACGAGGCGUUGCUCUCAUCUUUAACCAGCAGUGCUUUCACUUUGCAUUGAACCUGGGUGAGAGACAUGGAACUGAAGCUGACUGCUCCAACGUGAAGGAAAGACUGACUGCUCUUGGCUUUGAAGUAAAGGUCUUCAACGAUUUAAGACAAAAUGACAUCAACAAUGAGAUCAAAGAAGCUGCAAAAGCCGAUCAUUCAGAGGCUGACUGCUUUUUGGUUGUCUUCCUGAGCCACGGGGAAAAAGAUUAUGUUUAUGCCAAGGAUAAAAAAGUCAAAGUUAAGGACAUCACAGACAAGUUCAAAGGAACCGAGUGCGAAAGCCUGGUGGGAAAACCUAAAAUCUUCAUAUGGCAGGCGUGCCGUGGAGAUAAGCAUGAUGACCCAGUGGCACCAUGUGCCGCCCCCGACUCUGAGCCCACUGAGGUGGGGGAGGCUGGAGCUGUGUACACUCUCCCUGCUGCAGCUGAUUUCAUCAUGUGUUACUCUGUGGCUGAAGGGUACUAUUCCUACCGACACACUCUUGAAGGCUCCUGGUACAUCCAGGACCUGUGUGAGCUGCUACAGAAGUACGGGGAUUCACUGGAAUUCACUCAGUUACUGACAAUGGUCAACAGGAAGGUGUCAAUGAGGAGCGUUGACAAGUGUAGCGACCUAAAAGCCAUUGGGAAGAAACAAGUACCCUGCUUUGCUUCGAUGCUCACCAAGAAACUCUACUUCCACCCAAAAAAAUAGGAGUUUUCUUUGUCAUUUAAUGGGAAUGUUGAUUAUAAGGAUCUCAUUCAUGCUCAUUGGAUUAAUUGGUGUUUACCUACUGAGCAACUAUGCUAAUGUUGACUUGUUCUACAGCUGAAAAGUUGCAAUGAGUUUAAAUUUUGUGUCUAAAAUAAAGUGAUCAAAUAAAUCCAUGCCUCCAUU